Molecule: messenger RNA, 1537 nt
Organism: Sphaeramia orbicularis (orbiculate cardinalfish)
Lineage: Eukaryota; Metazoa; Chordata; Actinopteri; Kurtiformes; Apogonidae
Product: calumenin-A-like
Exons: 7
Coding region: 139-1083 (314 amino acids)
Cellular component (GO): endoplasmic reticulum
Molecular function (GO): calcium ion binding
Source: RefSeq, a predicted model, not a curated record
CCUAAAGCGCACGCGGAUUGGCUACGGGCUCGCGGAAGAUGCAGUCCUAUUUAGAGUAGUUGAUGUUCGGCGGAGAGGAGAGAAAACAGCCCGUGUGAGAGUCCAGGUGAAGGUGCCCAGGUGUUUUAUUCAUACAGGAUGAUGCGUCCUCUGCUCAUGUUUGUGGUCCUCUGCGUAGUGUCUGCCAGCAGUAAACCCACAGAGAAGAAAGAUCGUGUUCAUCAUGACCAACCUCUAAGUGAACUCAAACAUGACGACUCCCAAAACUACGAUUAUGACCACGAAGCCUUCCUUGGCCAUGAUGAGGCCCAAACCUUUAAUGAACUGUCACCUGAAGAAAGCCUACGGAGAUUGGGAAUCAUUGUGGAUAAAAUUGACACCAACAAGGACGGUUUUGUCUCCGAGGAGGAGCUGAAAAUAUGGAUAAAAAACGCUCAGAAAAAACACAUCUAUGACAGUGUUGAGAAUCAGUGGAAGGACUAUGACGUAAACAAUGACGGUCACAUCACCUGGGAGGAGUACAAGAAUGUGACCUAUGGCAGUUACUUGGAGGACCCUCAGGCAGACAUUGAGUACAACUACACCCACAUGAUGAACAGGGAUGAGCGGCGUUUCCGUGUUGCUGACAAAAAUGGUGAUCUGAUGACAACCAAAGAGGAGUUCACUGCCUUCCUCCAUCCUGAGGAUUUCGCUCACAUGAAAGAAAUUGUGGUGCAGGAAACAAUCGAAGACAUUGACAGGAACGGAGAUGGCUUCAUCGACCUGAAAGAGUACAUUGGGGAUAUGUACUCUCCAGAGGAAGGUAAAGAAGAGCCUGAGUGGGUGAAAUCCGAGCAGCAGCAGUUUGUUGAGUUUAGGGACAAAAAUGGUGACGGAAAAAUGGACAGAGAAGAGACUCUGGACUGGAUCCUCCCGUCAGACUAUGACCAUGCUGAGGCUGAGGCCAAACACCUGCUGAGUCAGGCAGACACCAACAAGGAUGGUAAACUAUCAAAGGAGGAGAUCCUGAAUAAACAUGAAGUGUUUGUUGGGAGUCAGGUGACUGACUUUGGGGAGGCAUUGCUGCGACAUGAUGAGUUUUAGAGCUAAUUUUGAUUUUAAGGAUUUUUUUCUCAAUCAGAGGAAUAAUUUAUUUGUACACCUGCCGAAGGCAAAUUUUUGGAAAUGUUUACAUUUGGUUUGUUGUUACAGUCACCUGAAAAGUCUGAAUGAGCUCUCAUUGGGUAUUUUAGCAUUUUGAAGUUGUUUUUCAGGAGCUAAUGUUCAGCCCAUUUAAGGCGGUUUGAUUAAAAAAGAAAACCAUGGUCAAUGUUUUUAUAUUAUUAUUAUUUUUUUGUUUCCUCUUUUGUGUGACUGUGCAUAGUUUUAUGAUUGUGACAUGAAGAUUCCAAGGGCCAAAGGUGCUGGAGAUAAAAUAUCAAUGUUGUGUUCCUGUUAAACAUGUUUAAAUAUCACAUUCAUAUUUUGGUCAACAUACUGUACUUUCACCUGUACAGUCACUAAUAUAAAAAUAAACAGUUGUUUGUUUUUUUUUGAA